Messenger RNA from Symbiodinium natans, 1275 nucleotides. Lineage: Eukaryota; Dinophyceae; Suessiales; Symbiodiniaceae. The record is from the annotation of a GenBank genome assembly.
AUGUGGCGCCUGGCGGCAUGUGCAGUGUUCAUCGCUGCUUCCCUAGAUGUCGUACAAGACGAUGGCUUAAGGGCCGAGUUCCAGCACCUUUGGGACAUGGUGGUCGUCAACCAGCAGUCCCGGAAUGUGUCACAGGGCGAGGCCCCUGCCGUACGGCGGGUAUGCCAGUUUGGCGUGAGCGCUGCGACCUUCGACGUGGCCGAUUGGAUGCUGAGAUACGCAGAUCCACCGUUGGAGGAGCUGGAAAUCAGCGAUGUGUUGGGAACAGACCCGGCAGAGGGCAUGUUGGCGCUCGCUGUGGAGCUGCAACGUCGCUUCGGGGGCCGUGUUCGGAUACGAAGCCAGACCCUUUACCAAAGGCCUCCAGGCCCCGCUGACUCUCAGGAGCUGGACGAGAUCUGCGACCUAGUGCUGUUCUCCAAAGUGUCGGUCCGCUUCACUCUUGAGCGGAUCAUGCACCGGGUGGGCAGCCAUGUGGUCACAAUCUGGGCAUCUGACGAGUGCAUAAGCGAGACAUCAGAGGUGGCCAGCCCGGCAUGUGCUCACCUCAACACCUUCUGGGAGCGAACUUACCUUAUGAUGCGUGGUUACUGCCUUGGAAGGAUUUGCGCAUCUCGAGUCCUGAAGAGCAUCCUUCAAGAUCCGAACGUGUUGGAGCUCCAUUGUGACGAGUUUCAAUCAGAGCAGGGAUCCAAUGCUUCCAUCUCUGAGUUUGGCCAGGACUGGUUCAUCCUUCGCAAUUUUCUGGGCCUCGACGCGAAGGGCAUCUAUGUAGAUGUGGGUGCAUCCCUCCCCUUCGACUACAGCAAUACGGUCAUGCUUGACCGCUGUUUGGGCUGGCAAGGUCUUUGCAUUGAGCCGAAUCCUCACCUCAGCUUUAUCCUAGAGGCCUAUCGCUCCUGUCGGGUCUUUACGAAUUGCGUUGACGAGGCCGGUUUCGCUGGGCGUCCAUUCUCCGACCGGGAUGGCAAGCUGGAGUUCCAUGCGGACUGCCUGCCAUUGACCGAAAUUUUACGCGAAGGUGGGCUUUCUGGCCAGCGCAUCGACUUGCUCAGCAUCGACGUUGAACACCAGGAGUUGGCUGUUCUGAGGGGCUUGUCGUUCGAAGAAUUCGACAUCCGCAUCAUUGUUGUUGAAGUGACGCGUGGUGCUCGGUGGCUGGAGGUCGACUCAAUUCUCUUGCCGAAGGGAUAUGCAAAAGUUGCUGUGCUUGGGCGUGACGUUGUCUACAUCAAGCUUCAGGAGUCGACAACUUUUGACAUGGCGAGUUCGUAA